AUGACCUACACAAUCAGCAUCCGGGACCCCCGGAUCAACAUCGAACUCGUGGUCAACAUGCACACCGGCAGAGCGUCCAAGCCAGACCAUGCCCCAACUUUCGCGGCAAUGCUGUUCCGCUUCAGCCUGUCGCUCGGGCUCCCCGUCGCCGUCGCUUACAUCCAGGCCGCGGCUCUAUGCGGUUUCGGGCUGGCCGUCUGCGACGCCAUUCUCGGGCAGCCAGACAUCAACUGGUACAGAACUCUCCGGCUGCUAACGGUUCUCUGUUCGGUGUUGUGGUUCUGGGUGUGGCGCGAAUGGGUGGGGUCGAACACGAAGCCGGUUCUGGUCCUCUUCCGUGGCUAUCUCGGGGACGCACUUGGGUCCUGCCGGGCUAGGCUGGGAGGGGUACAGAAUGUGGGUGCCCCGGAUCUGGCGGAGAAGGAGAAGGAGGGCUGAGGUGAUACGUGGAGGCAAAAGUGAGGAUGCAGUCACGCA
Messenger RNA from Phialemonium atrogriseum, 477 nucleotides. RefSeq lists its product as uncharacterized. The record is from RefSeq and is a predicted model, not a curated record. NCBI's taxonomy places the organism in Eukaryota, Fungi, Ascomycota, Sordariomycetes, Cephalothecales, Cephalothecaceae. The transcript has a single exon. Bases 1 to 438 code for a protein of 145 amino acids.